Molecule: messenger RNA, 762 nt
Organism: Trichomonas vaginalis G3
Lineage: Eukaryota; Parabasalia; Trichomonadida; Trichomonadidae
Exons: 1
Coding region: 1-762 (253 amino acids)
Source: RefSeq, a predicted model, not a curated record
AUGAUUAAACAACAGCAACCACAGCAACUUAAGGCACAGACCAUUACAUACGCCAUAUAUGCAUAUAAUUCAAAGACGGCAGAACAAACGCAAAGGUUGAAAUAUGGAGAUUUGGAGAUAGUAUUGAAAAAUGACCAUUUCGAAUUCGUUUGCAAAGGUGGUGCAGUGAUAUCAAAUAUAAAAGAAAUUUUAUUUAUGAAUUCAAAAAUUAAAGGUAUAACGGAUGAUAUAACAUCAAUUCCACCAGAAGAACAAAGAUAUUACGCAUUAAAUGCAUUUCCUAAAGUUUUGAAGAUUGGAAGAUUUAAUUUAAAUGAGGAAUUCAUAAAAGGUUUCCUAAAUGACAUAAUGAAGAAAGCAGAUAAGGAAUAUGUCAACAGUGAGUUAAUGAAGAAGGCAGAUAAGGAAUAUGUGGUUAGUGAGUUAGAGAAGAAAGCAGAUAAGGGACUUGUGGCUAGUGAAUUAAUGAAGAAGGCAGAUAAGGAAUAUGUUAAUGAAAAAGAUAAUGAAAUUAAAGAAAUGGUUGAAUGGUAUCAUGAAUGGACAUCAAAGAUUUUAAAAACUAAAGCUGAUACAGGAUGGGUUUCAGAAUGUUUAGACCUUAAAGCAGAUAAAACUUAUGUGACUAGUGAGUUAGAGAAGAAGGCAGAUAAGGAAUAUGUUAACGAAAUAUACCAAAGUUUGAUAGGAACAACAAAAAAUAUUGAAACUAUUGUUGGUGACUUUUCUGUCAAUGAAGAAAAUAAAUAUUUUAGAUGGUAG